CGGCGCUCGAGGGUGACGGACGAGUACGCUACGCCGUAGCGCCGCCCGGUCGUGAUGUUGUGCUCUGUAGCGCUUUUAGCGAUCGCGCUUUGCGCUUCUGCCCAAGGACGUGCGGUAAACAUCAGCAACACAUGGGUGCUGCCUGAGGAGGGCUUCCCUGUGUUCUACCGCUACUUCAGGGACCGCAUCUCUUGGUACGAGGCUGACGCCGUCUGCCAGUUCCACCAUGCAAACCUCGUCACAGUGGACACUACGGCUCAGUACGACGCGGUGCGGGCGUACCUCAAGGAGCUGGACAUCUCUAGCGCGGUGUGGGUGGGCCUGAUCCGCAGCAACCCCGACGGGGACUUCACUUGGACUGAUUACCGAGGUCUCGGAGGCGAUGGCUACUGGAGCUCCGCGCCGGACCCGCGGGCGGCGCCGCUGUGCGCAGCCGCCGACCCCGCUGCGGACUACCGCUGGGAGGCCAGGGCUUGUGGUGGACCCACUGUCGCAUCUUUCAUCUGUGAACUGCCUGUACCGCAAUGGGCGCUCGGAAACGAAGGAUGCAUGGUGAAAGCUUUGCCAGCGCUGACUGUACUGUACUUGCCUGAGAGCGCUGCUGUACAACUAAACGCCGAUUGUGGCUUGGCUGGUGUCAAGAGAGUCCAAUGCACUGGGAACGUGAAACGUGAAGACCUUUUAAGAGAUUUGUCGUGUGCUGAAGAAGAUGAACCUUCCAGUACCGUGGGCUUGGUCCCCACGGGCGCCACUUCCACCGUAACCUCCGAAAACUUGUUUACUGAUCAAGAUCUUAACGAAGUAACUACGGAAGAAAACACAACCACUGAGCACGAGGAUGAUAUUAACCAAUCCAGCACUAUAAAACCAACUCUGCUGACAUUUAAUAAUCCAUCUUUGGUAGAUCAGUCUAAACAAGAAAAAAUUAACAAAAAUAACCACAUUUAUAUCCAGAAGAAUAUUAAUUUAGAUGCUACGUUCAGGGAUAAUAUGCUGAGUAAUGAUAUACCAAAAUUAGGUAGUGAUAAUUCUCUUUCCAGUGACAUAGAAAAAUUAGAGGAUGAUAAGCACUCACAACAUAAAUUGUUACACGAUGAAUUUGCCAGACAUGGCAACUUCGAAACAAUAUUCACUCAACCCACUGAUCAUUUUGUACCACCUCUAGUUAUGGCCAAAGCAAAAAUUAGCGAUGAUAUGACCGUUUUAUCUCUGGAAGAGAAACAUGCACAACAACUCGCAGAACAACGUUAUUCUAAACAUUUGCACCCACAAGUUCUGGCAUCGGAAGUUGAACCCACUGAAUCAAAAGUUAUUGUAAAUAAACUAAAAAUUGAUGAUGUAACCGAUAAACCCAUAAUUACUACAGCAUAUUCAAGUACAUUAAAAGAAGAGGUAAAACAGAAUUUAGUCAAAACUAUUAUCCCAAAGAAGUAUAACGAUAAAUAUUACGGCCUUAAGGUCAAAAAUUUAAAAGCUAUGGAAACAAAACCAAGUAAAACAGAAAAAAUAGCAGAUACCAAUUCAACUUUAACAACGGAAAGUAGGCCAAAAGAUGAUGAAGUGAGAACAAAGUACACGACUAGUGCUUAUAGCGAUAAUGAAUCGGAAGAAGAACCGACGAUCGAUCUAACUGUGAUAAUUAAGGAACCUGAACUUAAAAACAAUGGUAAUUUUAAUAACCAUUCCAGUGAAAUUCCAAAAAUUGAAAUAAUACAAAAUGACAGUUCUGUAAGUGAACCAGAAGUUAAAUUGACAAAUCCCGAAAAUUCUGAAGGGCAAAUAGAGCAAGAAAUUUCAGUGAAAAUACCAACAAAAUCUGGUCAUAAUGUAACAUUGACUCACGAAGUAAUAAAAAUAACAAUAGUAAAGGAAGAGAAUUCUAGUGAAGUACCAUUGGUUUUUGAAGUCACAACGAAAGUACCAGUGUUUGAAGAUGAUAAUGCCGAAACUUCAACACCGACAAUCAAAAGCAGCCCGAAAGAGAAUCAAACACCAACGAGCAGUCCUAUAACAGCCGAUAUAUCGUCUACAAAACUCACACCAGAAACCACUGCAGAAAGUGUUGUAACAACGCCAUUACGUGAUUUAGUAUUGAGCACAUUUAAACCGACUCCAGGCAAUGUAUUGAAUGAUAAGUUGACUAUCAAAACUGACUUAUCUACGACCUCUGUAAGUCCUAUCCACAUAACUACGAUGACAAAUGAGAACAUAACCGCGGACAUUGGGAGAAGCAAUGAAACGGAAUUUGAACUGACAAGCACUUCAAUUCCUUCUAUCAAAGACAUUGAUGAAACCGAGACAGAGCCUGAAGAUAUGUUGGAAACUAAUACCACAGACACUUCACAAACUAUUGACGACUUCCAAUCCCCGCUUUUAUCGGCUGCUAAUGAGCCCAUACAUCGACCCAGCCGGUCUCGGAGACCGCAAACACCACCCAAUCGGAAUAAAUUUAACCCUUUCCGUAUACUAGGUUAAGCACAUCACAAUUUACACACGUACUUUGACUGCCAUAGAGGAAUUCGAUUAAUAUUGACUGAAACUACAACAUCUAAUUGAAUUAGAAUGGUAGGUCAUGGUCACUUAUUUGUGAUGGCACAGUGCACUUAGCUGAUACCCGACAUGCGCUGUCAGUCAUAUAAAGCGCAUUAUGUUCACUACAUAGUUACAUUUAUUGUCUUACAUGCACAUCAUAGUUUGAUAUGAAUUUAAUGUAUGAAGUAGUUAGGUAUUGAUUUUAUUAAUGUGAUUAAUUAACGCUUGUUUACAACAGACGCUUCGAUUACAUACUCAGUAGAUAUAAAAUAGACAAAAGUAACUUAGUCAAUUCGUAUUAAUAGCAUAGCUAUAUCUUACGUAAGACACACACACACAUAAUAUUAAUUUAAAACUUAAUUAUUAUAACGGUAAAUUAUACAGACUUUUACAUGUUUGCCAAAUACAUCUUUGAGGUAUUAGAGAAAUAAACACCAUAGAUUUUGAUGUCGGAAAUAGCAUCAUUAACACUAGAUAAUAAUUUAUUCAUAAACUAUUCACAAUCCAUAUCAUUUUAAUGUAAGAAUGUAACAUUUAAUGGAAUUUAUUUUUAUGAUAUUUAUAUUUUUGAGGAAAGAGAUUACGCUGGAGGAGAGACGGUAAUAAAUUGAUAGAGGUAACAAUUUAUGUAAAAUGUAAUGACAGCGGAAGAGGCGAGUAGUUUUCGUGUUAUUGAUAUUUUAU
Ostrinia furnacalis (Asian corn borer) is the source of this 3216-nucleotide messenger RNA. RefSeq lists its product as uncharacterized. The record is from RefSeq and is a predicted model, not a curated record. The transcript is spliced from 6 exons. Lineage: Eukaryota; Metazoa; Arthropoda; Insecta; Lepidoptera; Crambidae. The coding region runs from base 55 to 2475 and encodes 806 amino acids.